Molecule: messenger RNA, 892 nt
Organism: Marasmius oreades (fairy-ring Marasmius)
Lineage: Eukaryota; Fungi; Basidiomycota; Agaricomycetes; Agaricales; Marasmiaceae
Exons: 4
Coding region: 427-627 (66 amino acids)
Source: RefSeq, a predicted model, not a curated record
GCGUGAGCGCUUCACGAUCCACUACGAUCCACUUUGUUUUCUUCCGUGUUCAUCUUUAAUAUAUCUCCACCAGAACAUUAUUCGCACUAUGCACGACUUCCACUGAAUAGAAAUCUCAUCUUCCAUUUACCAAACGACGCUUUUGCGAUCGCCACAUUCCUGCACACUGAUCCGCCGAGCCUACGACUCUUCUCCGCUCGAAUAGAGAGUUGCAACGAAAAUAUAUUGUGCUUGUUUCGCAGGUACAAUUCCAGACUUUAUACUAUGAAAACAUAUCAAAUCAAUCCAAGAAAUCCCACUCCUCCUGUUCCCGUGAGCUGUUCUGUACGAGCUGUCGAUACCGUAUAGAAUCCUGUUAAACCAGAAGGCGAGCCCUGAACCGACGAUUGAAUUUUUGCUCCGAACGUCACCAUUCGUAAUGGCAAGAUGACCACUGCUCUGGGAGGGAGGUUCAAGUUGCAACAGCUGCGAAACGUCCGCCGAGUAGCACCAUCUCCCCCAACGCAACUCCGUCCAAAAUCUUUACCACCACCCCUUCGAAACCUCUUUCUUUCUCCACAGGAUCCGUUGGUCAAUCAACCCCAGGAAAAUACCUGGCUUCUCCUUGGACUACACCUUCGCGGAUAGUGCGCUAUAACAUGCCAUCUUCUACCACCUCGGCAGCUACCAACGCUUCGUCCACGUCGACCAUGCCUCCGACUCCCAGUCCAGUUGUUGCUGCGUACCGAGGCAAGCAGCAGGACGUCCAAUUGAUGGUCUCUAUCUGAGCCAGUUGUCGGGCCGUAGGGAGGGUGAAGAAGAGGAUUAGAGCUUGGGAGGGAAUACAUCAACCAGUCGAGACUUUUUUUCAAUGGCCAUUAAGGAGUUCUCAUUCAGAAUGCUAUUGUAUUAU